This is a messenger RNA of Xenia sp. Carnegie-2017, 1003 nucleotides long. Its product is annotated as eukaryotic translation initiation factor 6. The coding region runs from base 146 to 883 and encodes 245 amino acids. Gene Ontology annotation, molecular function: ribosomal large subunit binding. The transcript is spliced from 8 exons. Gene Ontology annotation, cellular component: cytosol; nucleolus; preribosome, large subunit precursor. NCBI's taxonomy places the organism in Eukaryota, Metazoa, Cnidaria, Anthozoa, Malacalcyonacea, Xeniidae. Gene Ontology annotation, biological process: ribosomal subunit export from nucleus; maturation of LSU-rRNA; maturation of 5.8S rRNA. The record is from RefSeq and is a predicted model, not a curated record.
ACAAUGUGGUAAUCGAACACUUAUCACAUGGCAAUGUGCUAAUACUCCAAAAAUAGAUUCUUUAUGCCUAAAAGUCCAAGUAUUUAAGUCUUGAAAACUGUUCUGGUAAACAGAAACCUUCUUAACUGUUGUGCAUUUUGUAUUUAUGGCCGUUCGCGCUCAAUUCGAGAACAACAACGAAGUUGGUGUGUUUUCGAAAUUGACUAAUUCGUACUGUCUCGUUGGUAUUGGUGCUUCACAGAGUUUCUACAGUGUCUUCGAGGGAGAGUUAUCUGACGUCAUACCAGUGGUCAGAACGUCAGUUGCUGGUUGCAGAAUUAUUGGACGAUUGACUGUUGGUAAUCGUCAUGGAUUACUUGUUCCUAACACAACAACAGAUCAGGAACUUCAACAUAUUCGAAAUUCCCUGCCAGAUAGUGUAAAGAUACAAAGAGUUGAGGAAAGACUUUCAGCUCUUGGUAAUGUCAUUGCAUGCAAUGAUUAUGUUGCUCUUGUACAUCCAGAUCUAGAUAGGGAAACUGAGGAGAUUCUGGCAGAUAAUUUAAAAGUUGAAGUAUUUCGUCAGACUGUUGCAGGAAAUGUGUUAACUGGUAGUUAUUGUGCUAUAACAAAUCAAGGUGGUCUGGUUCAUCCGCACACAUCUAUAGAAGACCAAGAUGAGCUUUCAUCUCUAUUGCAAGUACCCCUUGUGGCUGGUACUGUAAAUCGAGGCAGUGAAGUAAUUGGUGCUGGGAUGGUGGUAAAUGAUUGGUGUGCUUUCUGUGGUCUGGAUACAACAAGUACCGAACUUUCUGUUAUAGAAAGUGUUUUUAAAAUUGGUGAUGCACAACCCUCAAAUAUUGGGACUACAAUGAGAGAUUCUUUGAUUGAAAGCAUGAACUGACAAAUUGUUACUGAUGCAAAUAAAUAGACAGAGCUAGUAGGUAUGACAAUGCUGAGCUGUGUAAUUAUAUAAGGACACAAACUUAAUUUCUUACAAUGUAAAAUAAAACUUAACAAUUUA